AUGUUGCUUGUGACUGUAAGCAAUGAAGUUUAAAUGGUCAUAUAGACAUAUUAAACUUUGUAUGCUUCAGGUAUUGCAUUUGGAAUGAGAAAGUUUUUAUCUGAAAAAGAAAAAAAAAGUAUAAAUAUACAAAAUAUGUAGGCUGAAUUUAGAUUAAGGAUAAAGUAAUUAGAAUAAGACUGCUCUGAACUAUAAAAUAAGUAGAAAAUUUAGAGUAGAGACUACUUGAAACUAAAUAGUAAGAUUAAUUAAAAAGAGAAUAAACAAAAGAAACACAUCUGGAAAUUAAAUCUUAAUUAAAAGCAGAUAUAAAAAGUAAAGUUUCUGGAGAUCUAGAAAAAAUAAUUACUGGAUUAAAAAAAUUGCCUGAUAAGAAAUGA
Molecule: messenger RNA, 380 nt
Organism: Paramecium primaurelia
Lineage: Eukaryota; Ciliophora; Oligohymenophorea; Peniculida; Parameciidae
Source: the annotation of a GenBank genome assembly